Molecule: messenger RNA, 1105 nt
Organism: Uranotaenia lowii
Lineage: Eukaryota; Metazoa; Arthropoda; Insecta; Diptera; Culicidae
Product: CD63 antigen
Exons: 7
Coding region: 209-958 (249 amino acids)
Cellular component (GO): membrane
Source: RefSeq, a predicted model, not a curated record
UCGGGCUGCAGUUGUAUUUUGUUACUCGUUCGGAUAGGACGUGAAUUCGGGGUGAAUCCAACACGACCGGGUUUCGUGUAUCGUGUACCGGUUGGAUCUAAAGUAUUUUAUCUUUUUCACAAGUACUAAGUAGAAGAUUGAUUCGUUCCUGUAUCAGUGUGUUUUUAUCUUUAUCGAUUGUAGAAGGUAACGACCGACGAAAAGCAAGAUGGCGCUCACCUUGAGUGGAAAUUUGGUGAAAUACCUACUUUUCCUGUUUAACUUUCUCUUCGUGAUAACCGGCAUAGCGAUUAUGGCCAUUGGCCUCACGGUGCAGGGUGCCUAUCACAACUUCCGGGAGAUCCUCGAUUCGCAGUUCUUCAGCGUGCCCACUUUCCUGGUGGUGAUCGGAAGCUUCAUCUUCGUGAUUGCCUUCUUCGGAUGCUGCGGCGCUUACAAGGAGAACUACUGCAUGACCCUAACCUUCUCCGUUCUGUUGGUAUUGAUUUUCAUCCUGGAACUGGCUGCCGGAAUCAGUGGUUAUGUGCUCAGGAAUCAGACCUACAAUCUGCUCCAGUCGACCAUGCAGACCUCGAUGAAGCAAUACGGAGGAAAUACUAGCCAGGAAAUUACCUAUCUGUGGGACGAGAUUCAAGUUGAUUUCGACUGUUGUGGAGUCAAUAACUAUUCGGAUUGGCAGACAAGUAAUCCAGAUAAGUUCAAGGAUACCAAUCUCCCGAUGAGCUGCUGCCGAUCUUCACCAGGUGCCGUCGGAAUGGUCAAAUGUAUGGAUCCGGAAAACCCGAAAACAUUGCGAAGCACUCCAUGUGUCAAGUCCUUUGGAGAUUUCAUCAAAUCCCAUGCCGUUAGCCUAGGAGCGGCCGGUAUUGCGAUCGCAGUUAUACAGUUUUUCGGCAUCCUCUUUGCUUGUCAUCUUUCGAGGCAAAUCAAAAACCAGAAUGGCCACACUGGUUUCUAAGUCCUAGUGGCUCAACAAUUGUGAUCCUUGAAGAACUUUCAUAUACUUUGCGGUUGUAAAACGAGAGUCCAAAAUGUUUUUACCGUUACGUUUUAGCUUUUGCACUCUAGCUUAGAUGCCAUGGAAACACGCUUGUUUAGAAAUUUU